Messenger RNA from Erinaceus europaeus (western European hedgehog), 1716 nucleotides. It is a transcript of the gene TMEM121B, whose product is annotated as transmembrane protein 121B. NCBI's taxonomy places the organism in Eukaryota, Metazoa, Chordata, Mammalia, Eulipotyphla, Erinaceidae. The record is from RefSeq and is a predicted model, not a curated record. Bases 79 to 1566 code for a protein of 495 amino acids. The transcript has a single exon.
UCGCCGCGCUCGCCCGGCCGCCCGCCGCGCCCGGGCUCGGCCGGCUUCCCAGUGGGCACCCGGCGGCGGCCCCCGACCAUGCGCCCCGCGCCCGGGCCCCCGCGCCCGCGCUCGUCGCCCGCCGCCUUCCCGCCGCCCGGCCGGCUGCAGCCCCGCUUCUUGCGGGGGGCGCUCUCCCGCGGCCGGCGCGGCUCCGGCGACAGCGACAGCGGCGGCAGCUCCAGCCGGGGGGCCAGCACGGGCGCCGAGCGCGAGGACGACGACGAGAGCCCGAGCCUCCGCAAGCCGCUGGUGCCCCCCGCCGCCGCCGCGCCCCCCGCGCCCCUCGCGCCCCCGCGCGCCCCCGCCGCCUCGCCCCCCGUGGGGGCCCCCGCCGCGCCCGCCUCCCCCCGCGGCAUGACGGCCACCGAGCUGGGCACUGGGGGCGCCGUCGGGGGGCGCCCGGCCGGGAGCCGCGGCUGCGGCUGCUGCGGGGGGCGCGGGCGGGGGGCGCGCGGGGGCGGCGGCGGCCGGGGCUUCCAGGCGCUGUCGGUGGCGCUGCUGCUGGCGCAGGGCGGCCUACUGGACCUCUACCUCAUCGCCGUCACCGACCUGUACUGGUGCUCCUGGGUGGCCACCGACCUGGUGGUAGUGGCAGGCUGGGCCAUCUUCUUCGCCAAGAACAGCCGCGGCCGUCGGGGCGCCCCGCACCCGCACGCGCACCCGCACCCGGUGGCCAAGGCGCGCGGGGGGCGUGCGGGGGGCGCGGGGACCGCGGGGGCGCCGGGCGGCGACUUCGCCUUCGCCUACCUGGCCUGGCUCAUCUACUCCAUCGCCUUCACGCCCAAGGUGGUGCUGAUCCUGGGCACGUCCAUCCUGGACCUCAUCGAGCUGCGCGCCCCGCUGGGCACCACCGGCUUCCGCCUGACGCUGGCGCUGUCCGUGCCGCUGCUCUACAGCCUGGUGCGCGCCAUCGGCGAGCCCCCCGCGCCGCUCGCCACCCCCGCCGGGCCCCUGCUGUUGCAGCCCCAGCAGCACCGCGCCGCCGGCUGCUUCCUGGGCACCUGCCUGGACCUGCUCGACAGCUUCACGCUGGUGGAGCUGACCCUGGACGGCCGCGCGCCGCUGCCCGCGCACCUGCGCUACCUGCUGCUGGCCGUGUACUUCCUGGCGCUCGCCUCGCCCGUGCUCUGGCUCUACGAGCUCAACGCCACCGCCGACCCGGCCUCCGGGGGGCCCCCUGCGCCUGCGCCCCGCGGCUGCAGCCGCCUCCUGCGCCUGCUGGCCGGCUGCCUGGUGGACGUGCCGCUGCUGGCGCUGCGCGGCCUGCUGGUGGUCAGCCACCGCCAGCCGCCGUCCAUCUUCAUGCUCAAGAACCUCUUCUUCCUCGCCGGCCGCGGCCUGGAGGCCCUGGAGGGCUGCUGGGAUUCGGGGGGCCGGGGCUCCCCCAGCCGGGUCCCUCGAGGAGGCUACGGCACCGCGCCCUCCGCCCCGACGCCGGGGGGCGUGCAGUUGGGCCCAGGCCCCGAGGGCGAGGGGGGCGCGCAUGGCUACGUGAACACGCUGGCGGUGGCCCCACACAGCUGAAGGCCUCUGAGUCUGUCGCCCUGCGUGGGGCUGGGGGCCGGUGGCUGGGGGCGGGGGUCAGCCUGGAGCUCUGCGUGGAGACUGGAGGGAGCCUGGCAGCUCCUGGGGAGGGAGGGAGCCCCCUCCCCUCCCCUCUCCUCUCCCUUGUCC